Phascolarctos cinereus (koala) is the source of this 651-nucleotide messenger RNA. NCBI's taxonomy places the organism in Eukaryota, Metazoa, Chordata, Mammalia, Diprotodontia, Phascolarctidae. The record is from RefSeq and is a predicted model, not a curated record.
AUGGUGCUGCUCCUUCUUUUUUUCCUGUUCUUAGGGAUCUAUGUGAUAAUUGUAGUUGGGAACCUAGGCUUGAUGAUUUUUAUUAGGCUUAAUCCACAGCUUCAUUUUCUCUUCAAUAUGUCUUUCAUAGAUCUCUGUUAUUCCUCUGUCGUUAUCCCCCAAGUGCUAAUAAACUUCGUUUCAAAACAUGACUGUGAGGAAGACAUUGGUGCAUUGGCUCAGCUGUCUUUGUUUCAUUUCUUUGUAAAUUCUGAGUCCUUUCUUUUGUCAGCCGUGGUCUAUGACCAAUAUGUUGCUAUCUGUAAACCACUGCUUUAUAACAGCAUCAUGUCCUCUCAGGUUUGCUCCCUUCUAGUGACUGGUGUAUAUGUAAUGGGAUUUACUCUUGCCAUGGCCCACACUGGAUGCAUGCUGAGACUAUCCUUCUGUGAUAGUAACAUCACCAACCUUUAUGUGUGUGACAUUGUCCUCCCCCCACCCUCCACCCCCAUCCUGGAACUCUCCUGCACUAGCACCUACAUCGAGGAGUUGGUAGUUUUCCUUGCAAUAAGCAUUGACCUUGGAGUGAUUUCCCGCUCUUAUGCAUUAAUCUUUUCCACUGUCCUCUGCAUUCUGAGGAAAAAAAAUACUGUGAGCAGAAUAAGAAGCUAG